ACAUCCACUCUGACCCUCAAUCUCUCGUCGGGAUGACUGAUGAAAUCGGGGACAUAUUUGUCGGACUAGGAAGCAGCAUAAUCAAGGAUGUCAAAUUCAGAGACAGCUGGGUGUUUGCUGGAGGCUCCGGGACAAAAGAGAAAAGCCCCUUUGAUAAGCCUCAGCCCAUGCUGGCCUGCUGUCGGACCGAGAUGGAGAGCAGGGUCAGGGUCAAGGUGCAGAGGACCAGGAGGGCCCAGGAAGGCAGGUGGACCACCACCUCAGCCAGAGAGUCAGGAAGUGAGGGGGUCAGUGAUCUGAUCAUCCAGCUCAAGAAGCCACUCAACCCGGUCAGAGUCUCCAAGAGCCACCAGGAGCUCCACAGGGAACUAAGGAUGACACACAAGACGUGGGGCUUGCACAAGGUAGCGCACACACGCAUGCUGAACAUACAUACGAACACGCGCACGCACACACACACACACACAGACAUCAACUGCCUUAAUUUUUCUCUGACAGAGGUCCAUGUCUGGAGGGGAAGCCAGAGCUCCAGCAUGUUCUGGAACAGAGGAACUGGGAACAGGGGAGAGGCAGAGGAGGAGAAUAAGAACAGGUUCUCUCUCCAACAGGAACUGCUCAAGAGGCAUCAGAGGCUGAAGGAGCUGGAGAGAGAGCUAAAGGCACAAAAACAGUGCCUGCAGAGUUCCCCAGAGUUCAUCAGAGUUAAAGAGAGCCUGAGAUGCACCACCAUACUGGAUGUGGGGAGAAGGCAGUUUAAAAGGACUGACUGACAGGAAGCUGUGUAAAGUAUGGUUAGAGUGGCAUGCUGUUGUUAGAGCAUCUCCAUGAAGUGUAGAUAGGAUGGUGGGGAUACGCGACUACAUGGAGGUGUAGUAGUGAAGGCGAAGGAAUACAGUAAGUAUCCUGGCAGAAUCUCAAUUGCAUACUCCUUGUGUCCUCUCUCCUCACCUCUUUCUCAAAAGCCAUUGAAGGAGAAAGCCGGAGGUCCCUCCCCUCUGACCUUCUUCUCCAAUGGCUUUUAGAGAAGGGGAGAGGAGAGUGGACGCAAGGAGUAUGCCAUUGAGAUUUUCCCCGACUGGUUGACAUUGAGCUAUUGGAUCUUGUUGACAGAUCAUGUUGGUUGGAUAGUAUGCUUGGCAUGGUUCAGCUGCAUGGGAGUACAGAUAAUAAUAAUAAUAAUGUAUAAUUUAUUCAACCUUUAUCACGCUAUUCAUUACAUGAAGAAAUCUCAAAGCGCUGUAAAGCAACAACAACAAAAAACAAGCAAUUUAACAUCAUUAAUCAUCAUGAGUAGAUUGAUGGUCAAGAGACUGAAGGUGAGAUCAGUGGAGGGAGGUGGUGGGGAAAGAUGGAUGCAUGCAUGGUGCAGAUUGGUACCUGAACAUGUCUUCGACGUGUUCAUUUGGCCAUUGAAGAACAUCUUUACUUACUCCAAUUAGGGAUUGAGUCCCUCCUAGCCUGGUCCCAGAUUUACUUCUGUUGUCUUGCCAACCUCAUAUGAACAUGUUUUGCAUGACAACAACCAUCGGAUCUGGCUAUACAUCACAAACAGAUCUGGAACUUGAUGACUUGCUUAAAGCUUGAAAGGGUUACAAAAGUAUCUCUAAAAAAAUUCAAGUUAAAUGGAUUUCCAUCUCAUUUUCAACUCUACUGAUGGUUUUGUCACUGAACAUGUUGCUGUUUAAUAGCGAAUGUGCCCACUCUGGUCAUGGCAUGUGUGCUCUAGGUAACAGCUCCUAGAUACAGUGUUGGAAUAGGCUACAUGAUGAGAAACUUAUGGACAAAAAGAGCCCGAUUAUGUUUUAUUUGUCAAAUGGCAGCCAAGCAUCAAUCAUCAUGUCAUCAUGUCAUUAAAAUAAGACCCUCAAUAUGUAUUGGAAAGGAGCAUCAACCUCAUCACCGUGCACCUUUUCCACACUGCAAAGUUCAUGACUUAUUCCAUCUGUAGCCUAAUAACCUGCAUGCUUUCAUAAUGGGAGGACCACACAAUAUCAUCAUGUGACUCCAAGUUUACUUUUAUAUGAUGGUUAUUAUAUAAAUACCUGCGCAUAAAGGCAUUUCCACCACCAUUUCUCACAUACAGUGGCAAGAAAAAGUAUGUGAACACUUUGUA
This is a messenger RNA of Salmo salar (Atlantic salmon), 2113 nucleotides long. The record is from RefSeq and is a predicted model, not a curated record. NCBI's taxonomy places the organism in Eukaryota, Metazoa, Chordata, Actinopteri, Salmoniformes, Salmonidae.